Messenger RNA from Callorhinchus milii (elephant shark), 1264 nucleotides. RefSeq names its product fibroin heavy chain-like. The record is from RefSeq and is a predicted model, not a curated record. Lineage: Eukaryota; Metazoa; Chordata; Chondrichthyes; Chimaeriformes; Callorhinchidae. The coding region runs from base 20 to 1264 and encodes 414 amino acids. The transcript is spliced from 55 exons.
UGACCAACUGACUGCAAGGAUGAAGUCCCAAAGCCUCUUCUUAUUGUCCGUGCUUGUAGCUGUGGUCUCGACAGCGCUUGGAGGUGGUUUAAAGGAAUCAGAUGAUUACGAUCAUGGAGAUGGUUACGAUCUUGGAGUUGGAUUAGUUGGAGGUGGUCUUGGUCUAGCAGGUGGUUUGGGUUAUGGUUAUGGAGCUGGUUAUGGUUACGGUCUUGGAGGUGGUCUCGGUCUAGGAGCUGGUGUCGGAGUCGGAAGUGGUCUCGGUCUAGGAGCUGGUUAUGGUUACGGUCUUGGAGCUGGUGUCGGUCUAGGAGCUGGUGUCGGAGUCGGAAGUGGUCUCGGUCUAGGAGCUGGUUAUGGUUACGGUCUUGGAGCUGGUGUCGGUCUAGGAGCUGGUGUCGGAGUCGGAAGUGGUCUCGGUCUAGGAGCUGGUUAUGGUUACGGUCUUGGAGCUGGUGUCGGUCUAGGAGCUGGUGUCGGAGUCGGAAGUGGUCUCGGUCUAGGAGCUGGUGUCGGUCUAGGAGCUGGUGUCGGAGUCGGAAGUGGUCUCGGUCUAGGAGCUGGUUAUGGUUACGGUCUUGGAGCUGGUGUCGGUCUAGGAGCUGGUGUCGGAGUCGGAAGUGGUCUCGGUCUAGGAGCUGGUUAUGGUUACGGUCUUGGAGCUGGUGUCGGUCUAGGAGCUGGUGUCGGAGUCGGAAGUGGUCUCGGUCUAGGAGCUGGUUAUGGUUACGGUCUUGGAGCUGGUGUCGGUCUAGGAGCUGGUGUCGGAGUCGGAAGUGGUCUCGGUCUAGGAGCUGGUUAUGGUUACGGUCUUGGAGCUGGUGUCGGUCUAGGAGCUGGUGUCGGAGUCGGAAGUGGUCUCGGUCUAGGAGCUGGUUAUGGUUACGGUCUUGGAGCUGGUGUCGGUCUAGGAGCUGGUGUCGGAGUCGGAAGUGGUCUCGGUCUAGGAGCUGGUUAUGGUUACGGUCUUGGAGCUGGUGUCGGUCUAGGAGCUGGUGUCGGAGUCGGAAGUGGUCUCGGUCUAGGAGCUGGUUAUGGUUACGGUCUUGGAGCUGGUGUCGGUCUAGGAGCUGGUGUCGGAGUCGGAAGUGGUCUCGGUCUAGGAGCUGGUUAUGGUUACGGUCUUGGAGGUAAGAAUCGGAAUUCACAUUAUCUCCUCCUUAAACCUACAUCUGGGUCUCUACAGAGUUCUGCGACAGAUCAGAGACCAUUCUAUGCCCCCAAAGCACUCCUAGUUGGGUGUCAUUCGCAUACGUGUAGUUGA